CAACUUGUGCGGAUUGAAUAGUCUGCAGUCUCGUGUAUUGUACUCAUACCAUACCACGACAAAAUGGUCAGAAGCCUUGGAUCGAUCCCAAGAUAAGAUGCUUCUGUUCAUGGUUGCAUAAAAGGUGCAGGGAAGUAGAGGGGUAAAGGCGGCACACAUCGGAAGCAAAGCAACGCGAGAAAUCCAACGACUUGCAAUGGCAGAGCCCCUCUCCAAUGGCGCCGCCUACCAAUCAGUGCCUGAAUCCUACGUGCUCCCGGCGGACAAAAGACCGGGGAGCUUGCCGUCUUCUGCAGCAGCGAUACCUGUAGUUGACCUCGGCGGCGAUGACCCUGACAGGAUUGUGAAGCAGAUCAUGGAUGCCGGGAGAGAGUUCGGUUUCUUUCAGGUGAUCAACCAUGGCGUGCCGGGGCAGGUGAUGGGCGAGAUGACGAGCAGCGCGGAGGAGUUCUUCGGGCUCCCCACGGAGGAGAAGAUGGUGCACUACUCCACCGACAGCAAGAAGCUUCCACGGUUCCACACGAGCAUCGGCAACGAGCAGGAGAAGCUUCUCUACUGGAGGGACUGCCUCAAGCUUGGCUGCUACCCCUUGGAGCAAUUCAGGCAGCAGUGGCCUCAAAAGCCAGCCAGGCUCAGGGCGGCGUUGGAGGCGUACACGACGGCGGUGAGGGCGGUGGCGCUGCGCCUGCUGCGGCUCACCGCGGCGGGGCUGGGGCUCGACGAGGGCCACUUCGACGGGGAGCUGACCGCCGGGCCGGUGAUCAUGAACGUGAACCACUACGUGCCGUGCCCGGAGCCGAGCCUGACGAUGGGCCUGGCGCCGCACUGCGACCCCAACGUCGUCACCGUCCUCGCCGACAACGGUGUCCGCGGCCUGCAGGCGCGGCGGCGAGGCGGCGGCGGCGGCUGGGUCGACGUCGAGCCGCUGCCGGGCGCGCUGGUCGUCAACUUCGGGCACCAGAUGGAGGUGGUCAGCAACGGCGCCCUGCGAGGCGGCGAGCACCGCGUGGUGACGAACGCGCGCGCCGCGCGGACGUCGGUGGCCACGUUCGUCAUGCCCGCGAUGUGCUGCGCCGUAGCGGCGGCGCCGGGGAUGGUCCCCGACGGCGAGGCCCCCAAGUACAGGCCGUUCACGUACCAGGAGUUCGUGGGCGCGUACGCCGCGGCGGCCGGCGACAGGGAUGCCGUCCUGGCACGCUUCCAGAACAAGGAGUGACCUGACCGCUCGGCGGAGGGCAGCCCGGCCGAGCGAGGGGGAAGGCGGACAGGCGGAGGGUGCUAUUUGGAAUACGCAAUCUCAGACGCACGUAUGUGAUCGUACGGCUUGAGCAUAGCCCAGGGGUGGACGGUAUUUCAUUUACCGUGCACCCCCAGACGGUACCGAUCACCUUGCCCGUCGCCGGCCGGAUCCGGAGCGCCGCCGCAUCGAUCUCGGCUGUCUGCUGCGUGACCCGGACCUUCUCCUGCGAGGGUACUCUUCAUCCGCCCGUGGCUGAGGCCCUCAGGGGCGGCGUGGCGCCGGCCGUGUCGCGGUCGUCGUCGUCUUGUGUCGCGGGCAGCGGGCUGUCCGAUCCUGGCGGCGAGUGAGCAUGUUGAUGGUGACGGAGCCGGAGCUCAAGCUGCACUUGUUCUACUGCGAUCCUGAUCAAUUCAUUACUGGCGAUCUGAUUAUAAUUCC
Molecule: messenger RNA, 1678 nt
Organism: Panicum virgatum (switchgrass)
Lineage: Eukaryota; Viridiplantae; Streptophyta; Magnoliopsida; Poales; Poaceae
Product: 2'-deoxymugineic-acid 2'-dioxygenase-like
Exons: 3
Coding region: 197-1216 (339 amino acids)
Source: RefSeq, a predicted model, not a curated record